CUCAUUCACAUCGCCACUCCGUUCCUCUACUGCUCCUGAACUCUCGGCUCCCUCCGCUCGCCUCGUCGCCUUCCCCCCGAUCUACGCACCACUCACUCUCUCGCACUUUUUAAAUUACAACUUAAAACACACCUCUUCAAACAGGCUUUUACCACAUAGUUUUAAUACAUUGUUUUCAAUUUACGCAUCCUAGUGUUUUUACAUAUUUCUGUACUGUGUUUAUCUUGUUUUAUUGUUUUCCCCCAUUGUUGUAAAGUGUCCUUGGGUGUCUUGAAAGGCGCUGUCAAAUAAAAUGUAUUUAACAUUUUUACUCUGACAACAGGCGCGGGGUGGAUAAAAACGUGUUGCGGCUUUUACGUGACAGGACCGAGGGCAACACCAUGGUCAAGGUGUGGAGACAGGUCCAAGAGAACCACGUGGAUGAGCAUCUUUACCGUAAAGACGUGUACACCACACUCUUGAUGACGUUAGUGAAGCCUGGUGGGAUAGCUUCUGCUUUCCGUCGCAAGUUUGAGCCGCCACCCCCUCCCAGAGAGCUGCCCUCGGCACGCCUCCUUCGCCACGCCUUUCUCCUGGCAGAGGCCCAGAAUGUGCAGGACUACAGGGCUCAGAUCCUGUCAACAUUUGGAACCGUGUUGAAAAUGGACUCGACCAAGAAGGUGGUGAAGAAGCUGUCAGGUGAAGGGAAAGGCUCUGCAGAGUGGUUCACCAGCAUUGGCAAUGAGUUCUCGCAGAUUCUUACCUUUGUGCUCACCUGUGAGGAGUCAAAGGAAGCGCUGGAACCAAUGUGCAGCGGCCUGAUUAGGAGGUUUCAGCUGGCCAAUCAACCCGUCCCCAAAAUCAUGUACGUUGACCGCGGCUGUUGCAGGGAACACGGUCCGACGGCAGUCGAGACCUUGUUCUGGCCCUGGGUGGACGGUGGGAUGGUCGUUCGUCUGGACAUCUUUCACUGGAUCCACCGCUUUGAUGCAGCUCUACGCACAGAGUCGCAUUCAAAGUAUGCAGUGUUCAAGUCAGCACUGGCUGGUGCAGUGCUGGCCUACAACCGUGCAGAUCUGGACCUCCUCAUCAGGGCAGUCAGAGCCAAAGACAGUGCAUCAAUGAGCUCACUGACGGAUAAGGACGUUCUGCGCAUUUUCAUUUCCAAAGAACAAAUGAAGCAUCACGUGCGCAGGGUCAGUCUGGGGGCUCAGGAGACUUUCAGGCUCAUCCAGUGUGUUAUCGAGGAACUGAAGGGUCCUGCUGGGCUGGAUGAAAGUGGAGUCAGCCUCUUCAAGUCACCUGCUGCGAUCGAUGAGAUGUGGGCAGCACAGCAGCGGCACUUGGAGUGCAUCCAGGAUCCGCCGGGUGUCAACAUGUACAGGGUGGCCCGAACGACAACCAUUAAUGGCGUGGAUCUGCCCUACUAUAAAGGCCUGCGCGGAAGCAACAGCCUGGAAGGGUUCCACAAAGUCCUGCCGUUCAUGAUUCCAGGUCCACACUGUGCAGCAAGGCCCUAUCAGGUUUACCUGAUCAGCGGCAUUGCUCGCUGGAACUCAGACCGCCGAUCUGACGCCGUGUUUGGAGGGAGAGGGCGGCGGCACAGGACCUACUCCGCACCGCUCAUCAACCGCCUCAACACCCGCUGUCAGGAGUUCUUCAAUGAGCCCGAGGACCAGAACUUUCUGCAUCCAGCCAACGUCCGCUCUGAUGAGCUUCUCGGUCUGGAGUACCUGUUUAGGCAGGGCACCUUUUCCCUUCAGGACAUUGAUCAGGAUGGUCCAGAACCUGAUGAAGAGGUGCUUCAGCCUGGACAGCCAGAACAGGAAGAGACCGACGAGGCUUAUCACAGCGAUGCAGAUGAUGGAGCCCUGGAUGCUGACCUGCCCCACAUCGCUUUCACCAACAAUGAGACGGCGACUGUGCACCACCCAGCUUUUGACGACGUCUGCAGUGCAAACCCCCUCCCUGGCUUCCAGCAGCUGGAAAGGUUCUGCUCUGUUCUUGUGGACGUUGGGCUGACGGAGAACAAGCUCUCUGUCACCACUAAGGAAAGGGAUGACAUCCUCAAAGCCUGGAAUGCUGUGGAGGAGCACGACAAGCAGCCACAGCAGUUCACUCAGCUGUACAGGAGUCACUGGGGAAACACUUUGUACUGCAGGACAAAGAGGGACGACCUGGUUGAAGCUGCUGUGGUGCAGAAACUAAAGAUGGCGAAACGCUACACACCAGCACACAAGAUCAGCGCUCAGCACAACAGACUGAUGUACACUCUGGUGAAGAUGCUGUGGCUGCGUUUGCCCCACGGGUCAAAGAAAAGCCCAGAGAAGACGGCCAUCCUGAAGGCGUACGAGCGGGUGCAGCACCGGAUUCUGGUAGAGGACCCUGUUCUGAGCAGAGUGGGCAUUCCUCUACCAAAAAUCAAUUCAAAAACGGUGCGUGAAUUCAUAUCUCAUCAAGAGAGACUCGUCAGCUUCCACGCCACCAGACAGCCAGCCACCGUCACCAAGCUGACUUCCAUCUCAGCGGCUGACAUUCCUCCAGCGCCUCCUCAGCCUGCCGUCCUCCCUCCGCCGAGUUACCCUGUGAUGGACUAUAAAUUCACAGAGAGCACAGCAGGCACCAAGGUUUUAAAGCAGAGGACAGACCUUGCGAUGCCAGUCUCUCGGCCUGCUGCUCCUCAGCCACAGCUUCAGCCCCAGGUGCCGCCUCAUUUUCCACCUCAGUCUCUGCUACAGCCUAGAAAACAGACUCCUGUGAGCUGUGAAACAGUUGUAGCCUCUUCCACCUCUACACUAUCUGAAACCCCUUGGCACACAUUCAGGCCCAUUUUGCCUAAGGUGGUCUCUGUUCAGUCCAGCUCCAGCCCUGCGUCAUUCCAGCCUUCUGCCAGUCCGGUGUUUCCUGAGGCCACUGCUACCUCCUCUCCAUCCCCAUCAUGGUCCAGGUCCACGCUUUACAAGCGUAAACAGGAGCUUUCCUUCUUUGGGGAGGGAAAGAAAUCCAGGGUGCAAAACAACCCUGUGUGCACAAUCUGUGUACAGGUGACCCAGGGACACAAGAAAUACAAAAGGAAGAGCUUCUGUCCUGUAAAAAUGAUGUCCUCAUCAAAGGGUCUCACAGGCAUUUUAUUUAAAAGUUUUGAGGAGUUUAUGUUGGCUGUCGACUCCAAAGGCGAUACCGCUGCUGUUUAGUUUCUGUUGUACUUGGUACAGUUGAGCUCUGCAGAGCCGGUUGGAGCUAGCUUGAUUUGCACAGACGCAGAUGCACCGCAGCUGUCGUUUUAUUUAAAUGUAUUUUUUUUACUGUCAAAGCUUGUGUCUGGUUUGUUUUUGUUUUUUCUUUGCACAAACCAAUGCUGUUUGUCAGCUGUAACUUUGUUUAGCAUUUUUUACACAUUUAUUUUGCAAUAAUUGAUGCUGAUGUUUGUCAGCUGUACUGUUAUUUU
Nothobranchius furzeri (turquoise killifish) is the source of this 3427-nucleotide messenger RNA. NCBI's taxonomy places the organism in Eukaryota, Metazoa, Chordata, Actinopteri, Cyprinodontiformes, Nothobranchiidae. The record is from RefSeq and is a predicted model, not a curated record.